GUCGUUCUUCCCUGCCCCAAUCUCAGAACAUUAUUCUUCACAUAAAUCCUUUGCAAGCCGCCAAAGUGGAGAGUGUCAUUGCACAAGGGGGACCUUCUCUUUUCAGUGUAGGGGGAGGAGGUGGGGGUGCACCUCAGCACUAUCCCAAGACUACCUGCAACAGCGAGUUCCUGGGGAAAUCCUCAGGUUCCUCCGUUCAGAGAUGGGUCCCUUCUCGAAGCACUAGACGAGAGGCAAACUCCUCCACUGAGAAAGGACAAAAUGACAGAAUCUUCAGGAAAGUGAGAGGCAUACUCAAUAAGCUGACUCCUGAGAAGUUUGACAAACUAUGCCUGGAGCUCCUCAAUGUUGGCAUAGAUUCGAAGCUUGUCUUAAAAGGAAUCAUUUUGUUGAUUGUCGACAAGGCACUUGAAGAGCCAAAAUACAGCCAGUUGUACGCUCAACUAUGUCAACGCUUGUCAGAAGAUGCACCAAACUUUGAAGAACCGUCAACAGAAAAUCAAGCAACACAAAAGCAGAACACAACCUUCAGAAGGCUUCUGAUUUCCAAGCUUCAAGAUGAGUUUGAGAACCGCGCCAAAAAUGUUGAACUCUUCGACAAAAAUGACAACCCACUCACCUCGGAAGAGGAGGAGCAGCGAGCUAUUGCAAAGAUCAAGAUGCUGGGCAACAUCAAAUUCAUUGGGGAACUUGGCAAACUCAACCUUAUCCACGAGUCCAUCCUCCAUAAGUGCAUCAAAACGCUUUUGGAGAAGAAGAAGAGAGUCCAACUUAAGGAUAUGGGUGAAGAUCUGGAAUGCCUCUGUCAGAUAAUGAAAACUGUCGGACCUAAACUUGAUCAUGAAAAGGCUAGGUCUUUAAUGGAUCAGUACUUUAGCCGCAUGCGUUCCUUAACUAACAACAACGAACUGCCAGCAAGAAUCCGUUUCCUGCUGCAGAACACAGUGGAGCUGCGUGACAACAGCUGGGUCCCACGCAAAGCCUACUUUGACAACGGACCAAAAACGAUCAACCAAGUUCGUCAGGAUGCAGUGAAGGAUUUGGGUGUUUUUAUUCCACCUCCAACUGAUGCAAUGAGAAAUGAGUUCUUUGUGGACAACUCCUUCCUGCCAUCAAGGAUAAAGUAUGACAGGGAAACUCUUGGUGGGCUGGCUGACAUGUUUGGACAAAUGCCUGGAAGUGGGAUUGGUACAGGUCCAGGAGUCAUUCAGGACCAUUAUUCCCCCACCAUGGGUCGUCACCGCACAAACCCUCUCUUCAAUGGCCAUAUUGGAAAUGGCAACAGUUCACACCAGCCUCAGUUUGAAAAUGGAAAUAAACCUUACAUCAAACAAAGCCAGGCUCAGAGGUCACCGGUCUUCAACCACAAACAGAACCAAUCAGCGCAGAUGCAGUCUAAGGAUAUGGCUCCACGAUUCACCAAGAAGGGGAAGCUAAACGCUGAAGAGAUCAGUCUGAGGCCAGCUCAGUCUUUCAUCUUGAAUAAAAAGCAGGUGCCAAAGCUGCAGCCACAGAUGACUAUGAUUCCACCAAGUGCCCAAGGCUCUCCACUAGGCCAGUCACCACAACUUGGUCUGAAAACAAAUCCUCCAGUCAUUCAGGAAAAACCGAAAUCCAACAAAAAAGCACCUCCUACAAAGGAAGAGUUGUGCAAAUUGACUGAGACCAUAGUGACGGAUUAUCUGAGCAGCAAAAAUGUCAACGAUGCAGUGAACAAUGUGAAGGAACUGAAGGUUCCCAAACACUUUCUGUCUGAGAUGCUGAGCAAGAUUGUAGUCUUCUCACUCGACCGUUCAGAUGGUGAUAAGGAAGACGUCAGCACCCUGAUCCAUGCACUUUGCACAGAUGGUCUCGUAACGGGUGAAAACUUACUGCAGGCAUUCUUGAGUGUUCUGGACCAGUGUCCCAAGAUUGAGGAAGAAAUUCCACUGGUGAAGUCGUACCUGGCACAAUUUGCAGCACGUGCCAUUAUCGCUGACCUGGUCAACAUCACAGAUCUGGCUCAUCAGCUGGAAAAUGGCUCCCACUUCCCGCUGUUCCUGUUGUGCCUGCAGCAGAUGGCCAAACUGAAGGACCGGGAGUGGCUGACUGACCUCCUCCAGCAGAGCAAGAUCAACAUGCUGAAGAUGCUACCUGAAAUUGACCAAAAAGACCGAAUGCUGGAGAUCCUGGAGGGCAAGGGUUUGAGCUUAUUCCCACUGAUGAAACUCGAGAAGGAGCUGCUGAAGCAGAUCAAAGUGGAUCCCUCUCCACAGUCCAUCUAGUGGAUCAAGGACAACAUCUCUCCUAAGCUUCACACUGACAAAGGCUUCGUCAACAUCCUCAUGACAAGCUUCUUGCAGUACAUUGCAUAUGAGAUCAACCCUGAUGAUGAUGAAGAGGUGUUUGCCACACCCAGCAAAGAACAGCUGGAGGAGGAGAAACAACAGCUGCUGUCUUUCAAACCAGUGAUGCAGAAGUUUCUACAUGAUCAUAUUGACUUGCAGCUCGGAGCCCUGUAUGCCCUUCAGGUUCACUGCAAUGCCAAAGGAUUCCCCAAAGGCAUGUUACUUCGCUACUUUGUGAACUUUUAUGAUAUGGAAAUAAUUGAAGAAGAAGCCUUCCUCUCAUGGAAAGAAGAUAUUACCCAGGAGUAUCCAGGAAAGGGAAAAGCAUUAUUUCAGGUGAACCAGUGGCUGACCUGGCUUGAGACUGCAGAAGAGGAGGAGUCGGAGGAUGAAGAUUACUGAGGAACAGGGCCAAAGCCAUGCAACUUUCUUUAUUUUUAUUUUUUUCCUUAAACAUCCUUUGUCUCCUUGAGCCCUUUGUUCUUUUAUCUGAAUUCCUUCCCUCUUUGUCUGAUUAUCCAACCACUGUUACAGUUCACUUUAAAAUUUGACAUAUCAAACCAGAAUUGAAACCUGUUAUUUAUGAUUUUCUUUCUAUUUUCUUUUCCUAAAGCACGUCUGAUGCAUGUCCACUGAUGUGGGCUCUUUUUUCUUCUUUUUCAGUUGACUGUGCAUUGCAGGCAAAAAUACCAGCACCAAAUCUGACCCAAUCUUAUCACCUGGUCACUAAGUGCUAACCAUAACUAAAAAAAAAAACUGUUUACAAAAGAGAGAAGGCUCUAAAAAAAAAAAAACAAAAGCAAAAGGGCUUUUUCCCCAACUGUACCUGCGUUUGUUAAUCAGUUUUUAGAUGCACUUUGAGCAUCAUGAGAUGUGCAAUAGAUUUACACUCUCCUUGAUUUGUUGAAACAAUCUUUUUGCAAUGGUUAGCUGCGAUAAUAAUGGUUUCUUGUGCUGAAAGCAGACUUUUUAAUUCUAAAGAUCUGGAUUUGGUAUGUCUGUAACGAUUAUUUGCACAAUGUGAUUGCAGUUACACACUUAGUUAAAUGAAUCAAUAGCUUUUUUUAUGUUUGAAUCUUUUUUGUGCUUAGGAAUAAUUCUGUGUGGCCUUUUUAAUUUAUCGAUUAAUAAGGAUAUACCUCUAAUGUAUCUCGGACUAUACUUGAAUGUCUCCGUUUUAACACACUGAGACAGCCAAAGCUUAGUUUCCUGUGCUGCAGUUGUUCACCAUCAUGAGUGGUGAUUUUUAAGUGUGUUUUCCAUAUUUGUUAAGUUUUAAUAUGGUCUUUUUAUCUUCAUGAAAUUAAAGAGAAUGUACUGUAUGUGUACACUUCAGCUUUUCUUAGCGUAUCACUGUAAUGCCAAGUGCUAAAAGUUAAGUGUACAACUACAGAUCAACCUUGAAUAAAGUUUAACAGAUCA
Molecule: messenger RNA, 3749 nt
Organism: Sphaeramia orbicularis (orbiculate cardinalfish)
Lineage: Eukaryota; Metazoa; Chordata; Actinopteri; Kurtiformes; Apogonidae
Gene: eif4g2a
Product: eukaryotic translation initiation factor 4, gamma 2a
Cellular component (GO): eukaryotic translation initiation factor 4F complex
Molecular function (GO): translation initiation factor activity; protein binding; mRNA binding
Source: RefSeq, a predicted model, not a curated record